Molecule: messenger RNA, 828 nt
Organism: Symbiodinium natans
Lineage: Eukaryota; Dinophyceae; Suessiales; Symbiodiniaceae
Source: the annotation of a GenBank genome assembly
AUGAGGGACCUCUUUGUCAAUCAGGGGGAGAUUAGAUCUGAUCUCGGCAGAUUAGAUAUCUCCAUCCUCCUUGCGCGAAGCACUUCUCAAUGUGGCUCGGCUUUCCGUGGGAAGGGUCAUGUUUCCGUGUCUUUUCGCCGGUUGGCCUACAAGGGAUACGACAACGAGGAUGGCGCUAAGGAAGGUGGCUACCCAACCUGGCGCCGGCAAGCCAUGGAGGAUGCGUAUCGGCUACUCUACGACGAGGCUGCCGCAAGCGGUUCGCAGGCCCUAGAUCGACUCCCAGAGCCCCCCACCUCAGAGGAGAUCGGCUUUCGACCUUUGCCUGAAGCCUUGGUCUCCGGCGAGGCAUACAAGCAGAACUGCUAUGCAGGAUGCUUUGAAGACCAAAGCACCUGGCGAAUGUACCGUCGACGAUUUGACUACGAGAUCUACAAGGUGAAUGCAGGAGGUUUCGUGGCUGGUCGGAAAAUAGUUUCCGGAACGCAGACGCGAAGUGUCUGUGCUGCGGAUGUUGCUUCCAAGGUGGCGGAGGUUCUGCUACCAGACGCCUGCUGCGUCAGCCGUGAGGACAUGCAUUCGGCCAAGGGGCCGUUUCUGCUGCCCAAGGGCUCACGCGGACAGCCACGGUGGGCGCCACCAAUGGAAGAUGAGGAGGGGUUGGCCAAGGGCCGCCUUGCAAAAAGACAGCCCAGCAUGAAGUGUUCGCUACAAGUAGGGUGUGUUGCUCGUACUCAGCGAAAGAAAUUGGGCAUCAAACCAUGGUGCUCUGGGGGCGGAAAAAGCGGACAGGAGAUUUCUUUAGGCAUCUCUCGCCAACAGGGUUGA